Molecule: messenger RNA, 372 nt
Organism: Malania oleifera
Lineage: Eukaryota; Viridiplantae; Streptophyta; Magnoliopsida; Santalales; Ximeniaceae
Exons: 2
Coding region: 1-372 (123 amino acids)
Source: RefSeq, a predicted model, not a curated record
AUGCAUUCUCCUCGGACUUCACAUCUUGAUGCCGUCUAUCACAUCUUACAGUAUGUGAAGACCUCACCUGAAUUGGGUUUAUUAUAUUCAUCUAGAAUACAACCAGGUCUUUCCGUGUUUACUAAUGGUGACUAUAUUGGGUCCAAGACUGACAGAAGGUCUAUCUCAGGUAUUUGUGCUUUCAAGGGUGAUCACCUUCUUUCUUGGAAGAGUAAGAAGCUGGCGGUGGUUUCACAUUCUUCUGCUGAAGUUGAGUACCGUGCUAUGGCACAAGGUCAGGUUACUGAUGUUUUCACCAAGUCUGUUGGCCCAAGUUUAUUACAAACUACUCUCUCCAAGCUUCGACUUGUCAACGUCUUCGUUUCAGCUUAA